ACAAGUAAAUCAACAGAAGGAGAAGAGAAGCAUACACUAGCUUAGCCAGAAAUGGCUAAAAUAACAAUGUCACAUAUAUUGGUGGCUCUAUUUGUGGUGCUUGUUUCUAUGGAAGCUGCCUUGGUUAUGGGGGCAGGUAGUGGAAAUGGAAAUGGGAACGGGAAUGGGAAUGGGAAUGGGAACACUGCCAGUGGUAAUGACAAAGAAGCCGAUGACACUGCUGUGGCACAUUACGACGAAUUAACACCACUGGAAUCAGGGGAGGAGCGAGGUUUCUGCAAAGCAAAGGGGGCCUGUUAUUACAAGACCCUUGUGUGUCCAUCUGAAUGCCCUCAGAGGAAGCCAAAGAAGAACAAGAAACACAAGGGUUGCUUCAUCAACUGCGGCAGCAAGUGUGAAGUUACUUGCAAGUAUAGGAAAGCUAACUGCAAUGGAUAUGGCUCUCUCUGCUACGAUCCUAGGUUCGUUGGUGGUGAUGGUGUAAUGUUCUACUUCCAUGGAGCCAAGGGAGGAAACUUUGCCAUUGUCUCAGACAAAAACCUCCAGAUCAACGCACACUUCAUUGGGACCCGCCCAGCAGGAAGGACCCGUGAUUUCACAUGGGUUCAGGCCCUGGCAGUGAUGUUCGACACUCACACCCUUGUUAUUGCAGCAAAGAGGGUCUCAAAGUGGGAUGACAAAGUUGAUUCUCUCAUGGUAAAGUGGGAUGGUGAGGCAGUAACCAUCCCCGCUGAUGGAGACGCGGAAUGGAGGACAAAUGGCGAAGACACAGAGGUGAUAGUCGAAAGAACCGAUGACACAAAUUACGUAAGAGUUACAGUUGCUGGUCUCCUGGAAAUGGACAUAAAGGUCAGGCCUAUUGGAGAAGAGGAAAACAGAGUUCAUAACUACCAAUUACCAGCUGAUGAUACUUUUGCUCAUCUGGAGACACAAUUCAGAUUUUCAAAUUUAUCUGAUCUCGUGGAGGGAGUUUUGGGCAAGACUUACAGGCCAGGUUAUGUUAGUCCAGUGAAGGUUGGGGUUCCAAUGCCAAUGAUGGGUGGGGAGGACAAGUACCAAACUUCGUCCCUCUUUUCUCCUCUUUGCAAGGUUUGCAGGUUCCAAGGACAACCUGAGCUUGCAGCAACUGGAAGAGUUGCUCAGUACUGAUAAUGAUCAAGACUUAAAGAUAAAUAAAUAUUGUUUCUUGUUUUGUGGUCAUUUUAUAUUUGUGUGUAUCGGGUUUUGGGUAAUUAAUUUAGCAUAUUGCAGGCUUGGAAAUUAAUGAAUAAACAAAUAAGGGCUGCAAAUUAAGCUUGCCCAGGACAUUUGCUAUUUUACUUUGUGAACCUAUAUCAUCAUUUUCUGCUUCCAAUGUAGUGUGGUUCACCAGUCAUUUGAUCUAUAGCUUUUUAGUAGUGUGUUUCUUAAGUAUGUUU
Prunus avium (sweet cherry) is the source of this 1418-nucleotide messenger RNA. RefSeq lists its product as uncharacterized. The record is from RefSeq and is a predicted model, not a curated record. NCBI's taxonomy places the organism in Eukaryota, Viridiplantae, Streptophyta, Magnoliopsida, Rosales, Rosaceae.